Haliaeetus leucocephalus (bald eagle) is the source of this 1083-nucleotide messenger RNA. RefSeq names its product proline rich 11 (gene PRR11). Gene Ontology annotation, cellular component: nucleus; cytoplasm. Bases 1 to 1083 code for a protein of 360 amino acids. The record is from RefSeq and is a predicted model, not a curated record. Lineage: Eukaryota; Metazoa; Chordata; Aves; Accipitriformes; Accipitridae. The transcript is spliced from 9 exons.
AUGGCAAAGUAUAAGAAAUGCAGACGAAAACAGAGAGCCCGAGCAAAAUUUCUACUGGGAAAAAAAGGAGAUGCUGCAAACCUCCAGGGCUCAGGUUGUCCUCCUCCACGGUCAGCAGGUGAUCUUCCUCUGAACAUGUCACCUGUCCCAAGCCAUCUGUCCUCACUCUGGUCGUUAGCCUUGCCCAGUAUAAAAAAUGUGGUAAAACCCUUUACAACAGCAGCAUCAUUUUUGUAUUGUUGGUGCCAGAACACGGUUGUACAGAGUUUUAAGGUGGUUAAAGACACUGUAUUUCCAUCACAAAUCUACUUAAGGGAGCUAAAUACGUUCAGAGAGCAGCUGGAAAAGUUGGAAACUGAAUUUUCCAGACUACAAGGAUUACUCCAGAUGAAUGGAACUGCAGCCUUGUCUUCAGAAAAUUCUCUUUGUCAAAGGUGUAAUAAACCAGUUCUAGGUGCUCCUGUACAAGUGCAGAUGGGCCUGCAGUCAUCAGUAUGUGGGCCUUCCACAACACAGCUGCAGCCUGUAUCUGCACCCCCUCCACCUCUUCCUCCGCCGCCGCCGCCGCCACCACCACCACUGCCCCCUCCAAAACUGCCUCCAGCACCAUUCCCCCUCAAACGGGGCAAUGGCUCUAAAGCACUUCUGGCACCAUCAAUGAAAAACGAUGGGCCGAUGCAGAUCACUCUCAAAGACCUCCUGAAUGUUAAACUGAAGAAGACAAACAGCAACCUGAGAAUGGACAAGGCAGAAUCACCAGUGAAGACACGCAGGGCAUUAAUUACAGUCUCAGAUUUACAGAGUGUUAGUCUGAGACCUAAAUCCAAGCCAUCAGCUCACGUUACAAACUCCUUGAUUACCCCUCUUAAAAAUCAGUUAGAUCUUCGAAAACAUCUGAAGAAAGUCAACAUACAAAGAAGUCCCGGUGGCACUCCACUAAAUAGUAAAGAAAACAUUGAAUGCGGUUCUGGGUUGACACCAAUUAUGACACAGGCACUACGGCGCAAGUUUCAGAUGGCUCAUCCAAAGAGUCCCUCGCCUGCCCGGUUAAGCGCAGCCAACAGCUUUGAUGAACAAAAGUAG